Messenger RNA from Paracoccidioides lutzii Pb01, 498 nucleotides. RefSeq lists its product as hypothetical. The record is from RefSeq and is a predicted model, not a curated record. The coding region runs from base 1 to 498 and encodes 165 amino acids. The transcript has a single exon.
AUGAAGGACUUGAUUGGGGGGAAAAGCUUUAAUGUGCCAAUCAAAUUAGCCUACAAUGGAAUUGCUACUUCUACAAAUUCUCUUGCUGAUACUGGAGCAAAUGGAGCGAAUUUUAUUGAUACCCAAUAUGCCAUAGAAUUGGCAAGAUUCUUUGAUAGGAAGUUUCAAGAACUCCCAUUCAAAUGCCGCAUGAAGGGAUACAAUGGCGCCCCCGGCGGGGUGAUAGACCGCACAUUGACCCUAAACCUCUGGGUGGAUGGCCGGAGAUUUCAGAAUGUCCCUCUGCUGGUAACAGACCUAGGCCAGCACCCUGUCAUCCUGGGACGGAAGUGGUUGGCAGCACAGGAUAUAUGGCUUGAUGUUAAAAACCAACGCCUGGUUUGGCCGAGUGAACGGUCUAUCCCUGAACAGGUGGCGGAGCCGAUGUUGAAGAUAGUACCCUGGUCAGUACUGAAGCGCCCAGACCCCAAGCCUGAGCAUCAGGCGGAUGUGGAAUGA